AUGGCGACUACGAGUACAAUCACCCAUUCAAUCACACUAUCCCCUCUUGACCGGUCAAAACCUCAAGAUGACAAUAUUGAAUUGUCCCUGACCCGCGAUAACGGGGUCAACCCACCCAACAGUUCACAAGACGCCAUCGCCAACGAAGAAGAAGCACCUGAGCAUGCCACAAGCGCUAUCCCUGACGGUGGUUACGGCUGGACCAUUGUCGCCGCCUGCUCAAUUCUUCUCUUCUGGAUCAAUGGCUACACAACCGCCUGGGGUGUCUUGCAAGCAGCUAUAGUCCAAUCACCCCAGCUAGACACCAAUAUUCGCACGAUUACUUUUGUUGGGAGUUUGUACAUGGCUUGUAUGGUCGCGUUUGGCCUGGCAUCUGUGCGACUUGCCAGAUCGUUUGGUAUUCGAUCGACCAGUCUUGUAGCUACAGUACUCUUCGGGUCCGGCUUGAUAGUCACGAGCUUCACGCUUGAACAUCUCGCUGGGCUGUUCUGCAUCGCUGGACUCCUCGUGGGAUUAUCAACGUCCCUCUUGUAUACCGCAACCAACACACUGCCAAUCCAAUGGUUCAGUAGCAAGCUCGGUACAGCGAACGGCAUGGUAAAGGCAGGAGGUGGUGUCGGUGCGACUGUCCUCCCUCUAGCAACACAAGCCAUGAUUGAUAAGCUUGGCCUACAAUGGACAUUCCGAAUCCUCGGCUUCUGCAUCCUGGCGACUGGAAUUCCCUGUGCACUAUUCCUCCAGGAGCGCAACCGAGGUGGCUCAACAUCACGAUUUGACUGGUCCCAGUUGAAGAGCAUGCCCUUUCUGACUCUUACCAUGGCCGGAGCUGUCGGUGUGUUUGCAUUAUUUGUGCCUCCAUUCUUCUUGCCCGUCUUUGCCAGAUCCAUCGGCCUCUCGGCGUCUACGGGCGCUGGGUUGGUAGCUGGUUUCGGUGCCUCAACGGCUGUUGGCCGGCUUGGAGGGGGCUGGGUAUGCGACAGAAUCGGUGCAUUUAAUGCACUUGCACUUGCAGCUUUGAUGAACAGUGUUUCCAUGUUGGCAAUUUGGCCCGUCAGCUCAUCACUCCCACCGCUGUUCGCCUUUGCGAUCAUCAACGGAUGUGCAAAUGGGAGUUUCUUCGUCGCACUCCCUACUGCCGUGGCCGCACUUGCUCCAGGCUCAGCUGCAGCGUCUAUCAGCUUGAUGACCUCAUUCUGGACUCCCGGGUACCUGAUGGGAGCGCCUCUGGCCGGUAUUCUGAUUGAUGCUUCAAAAGCAUCGGAGGCGUCUUCGAUUGAGCCAUAUAGGGGAGCUAUCUUCUAUGCUGCAGGAGUUGGGACGGUUGCCACUCUUUUGAUUGUUGCGUCCAGGAUGAUGUUGAGCAAGAAAUUGAUUAAAAGGCUAUAG
Molecule: messenger RNA, 1386 nt
Organism: Fusarium sp. VM40
Lineage: Eukaryota; Fungi; Ascomycota; Sordariomycetes; Hypocreales; Nectriaceae
Source: the annotation of a GenBank genome assembly